UUGUUAGGAGCCGGGUGCAUCACUGUGGAUUUUAAUCAAAAUUUUCACUGUUUUUGGAGUAUAGCAGUUUUCCCCGCUGAAGGGGUAAAAUCUGCAGACAUUGGGCGAAUCGCAAGCAAACACGUGAAAGUGACCGUCUCACAAAGAAGUCCUCCGAUCACAGGGCGAGAUCGCCAACGUACGGUCACUUCUCCUAAUGAUAUGAACAACAGCACAAUGAACCAUGUAAAUGACAAGGAGGAGAAUCAAGUCGAUCAUGAGGAAAUGGACACAGACCAAAAGGAGGACGACAGUCAGCAUGGUGGGACAGACAGCAAUGGUGGGGUGGUCAAUGGUGACGUGCAGGAAAUGGGGGCCACGAACCAAGAAGAAGAGAUGGAAGAAGAUGAAAGUCGAGCGGAGACUACAUUCAGAUACACAGUUGAAAACAUCAGUAAGCUGAAAGACACCGCCCUCAGUCCUUCAUGCAUGGUUAGAAACUUACCAUGGAAGAUAAUGGCAAUGCCUCGCAAUAACACAAAUGCAGAGCGCCAGAAAAGCCUUGGUUUCUUUCUACAGUGUAAUGGGGACACAGAAUCUUCAUCCUGGUCAUGUCAUGCUAUGGCUGAGUUGAGGAUCCUCUCACAGAGGCCUGAUGGGGAGCCUUUCACCAGAAAAAUUCAACAUUUAUUCUAUUGCAAAGAGAAUGACUGGGGCUUUAGCCAUUUUAUAUCAUGGGCGGAGCUGCUGGACCCUGACAAAGGUUUUGUGAAGGAUGAUAAGGUCAAUCUGGAAGUUCAUGUCAUUGCUGAUGCCCCACAUGGAGUCAGCUGGGACUCAAAGAAGCACACAGGCUUUGUGGGCUUAAAGAACCAGGGGGCCACAUGCUACAUGAACUCUCUGCUUCAAACUCUCUUCUUUACCAACAAACUCAGGAAAGCUGUGUACAUGAUGCCCACUGAGAGUGAUGAUGGUUCAAAAAGUGUCCCCCUAGCACUCCAGAGGGUCUUUUAUGAGCUGCAGUUCAGUGAUAAACCAGUAGGAACAAAGAAACUUACGAAAUCAUUUGGGUUCAGUAUGCAAUCAUACAUCAAGUGUAAACAUGUAGAGUAUGGAUCUCAGAAGACUGAGACCUUCUUUGAUAUUCAACUCAAUGUCAAGGGCAAGAAGAAUGUUCAUGAGUCAUUCAAGGAAUACAUCACAGUUGAGACGCUGGACGGAGACAACAAGUACGAUGCUGGGGAGUAUGGUCUACAGGAAUCAGAGAAGGGAGUUGUCUUCUUACAGUAUCCACCUGUCCUACACUUACACCUAAUGAGAUUCAUGUAUGACCCUAUCACAGAUGCCAACAUCAAAAUCAAUGACAGGUUUGAGUUCCCAGAGCGGUUGAACCUGGAUGAGUACCUACAGAAGAAGGAGAAGACUCCGGCCAACUACAUCUUACAUGCAGUGCUUGUACAUAGCGGGGAUAACCAUGGGGGGCAUUAUGUUGUAUAUAUCAAUUCAAAGGGAGACGGCAAAUGGUGCAAGUUUGACGAUGAUGUAGUAUCUCGGUGUACAAAGCAAGAAGCCAUAGAUCACAACUUCGGUGGUCUGGACGAUGACAUGACUGUCAAACACUGUACAAAUGCAUAUAUGUUGGUGUAUAUACGAGAAAGUAGUAUGAGUGAGAUAUUACAGCCAGUUAUUGAAGUAGACAUCCCAGAAACCCUCAAGAACAGAUUAGCAGAGGAAAGGAGGUUAGAUGCUCAGAAGCGAAAGGAGAGGACAGAGGCCCACCUGUACAUGAAUGUCCAAGUUUUGUUGGAAGACAGCUUCUGUGGACAUCAAGGAAAUGAUCUCUUUGACAUUGAGAAAGUCAAUGUUCGGAACUUCAAGGUGAAGAAAAAUGCAACCUUAGAGGAAUUCCUGGAAAUAUUAGGAGACAACCUGAAAUAUCCAGUGAAACAGAUACGGCCAUGGCCUUUUCAUUCACGGCAGAAUCAGACAUUCAGACCAACCAUUCUAGACAUUGACACAGAAAUCCAGAAAUCAAUUCAUGAAAUUGCGGAUAACGAGAAUCCGUGGUAUGUGUUUGUUGAGACAUUAAGUCCAGAGAGUGGCCUCAAGGAGUUGCCUCCCUUUGAUAAAGACAGUGAUGUGUUGCUGUUUCUGAAGCUGUAUGAUCCCAGGACCAAAUCCAUAUCUUACUGUGGUCAUAUCUAUGUGCCAAUAUCAGCCAAAGGUGUUGAAUUAGUGCCAGAAUUAAACCGAAAGGCAGGGUUUCUACCAACAACAGCACUGAUCAUCUUUGAGGAAGUUAAGCCAAACCUCCUUGAGCGACUUGAAAACUUGAACCAACCAAUUGAUAAACUCCUUGAAGAGUUGAUGGAUGGUGACAUUCUUGUCUUUCAACGUGAUGAGCCUGACCUCGAUGCCUAUGAGCUGCCCACUGUUAAAGAGUACUUCAGAGAUCUGUAUUACCGGGUGGAAGUCGUUUUCUGUGAUAAAUCAAUCCCCAAUGACCCUGGCUUCCCCCUGGAACUGUCUCUGAGGAAUAACUAUGACGCAAUGGCUGACACAGUUGCAAAGCACCUCGGGACAGAUCCCUACUUGUUGCAGUUCUUCAAGAGCCAGGGGUACCGAGAUGGUCCAGGAAACCCAGUGCGUUGUUCAUAUGAGGGAUCCCUGAAGGACCUGCUUAUUUAUGCCAAACCCAGGCAGCCCAAGAAACUCUACUAUCAGCAGCUGAGUAUAAAGAUCAAUGAAUUGGAGAACAAACGUCCCUUCAAGUGUAUCUGGGUCAGCAGCGAUCUCAAGGAAGAGAGAGAGCUGGUCCUGUAUCCCAAUAAGAGCGGGAAGGUCAGUGACCUGCUUGAGGAGGCUCGGAAACAGGUGGAAAUUUCUGACCAGUCGUCAGGUAGACUUCGCCUUCUUGAGAUCAUCAGCUACAAGAUCUUUGCUGUACAGAAGGAGGAUAUCUCCCUGGACUGCCUCAAUGCUACAGGGACCAAGACGUAUCGGGUGGAGGAGGUUCCCAAGGAGGAGUCUGUCAUCUCAGAGGACGAGCUGCUCCUACCUGUUGCUCACUUCCACAAGGAAGUAUUCUCCACAUUUGGUGUACCAUUUUUAUUGAAGAUAAAGCAUAAUGAAGCUUUCUCCUCAGUGAAAGAGAGGAUACGGAAGAAACUUGACGUCUCAGAGAAAGAAUUUGAGAAGUACAAGUUUGCAGUAGUCGUGAUGGGUCGACAGGAGUACAUUUCAGAAGACGAAGAAAAGGUGAACUUGUCACAGUUCAUACCACACUCUCUCCCAGGUGGUGGUGUGCAAGCCCGACCAUGGCUUGGGCUAGAUCAUGUGAACAAGACACCAAAGAGAUCACGCUACAACUACCUGGAGAAGGCGAUCAAGAUCCACAACUGAUGAUCUGUUUUCCCAAUCUGGUCAUCAUCAUCUUGCAUGAUCCUCCAGCGGUCAAAUCGUUGUGCCAUCUGCUCGUCUGUUGCUGAUCCAACCUUGGGUUGCGUGCUGUCAGACUGGGAGUUUGUGAUCAUGGCAGGGACCCUCGUCACACUCUCACGGACCGACCACUCUCACCUGUGCCCAAAUGGGGUCACCUAUCACGUUACUGACUUUUUAUUUUAUCUUUCACAAAAUGCAGCAAAAAACUAGUGAUAUAAUGAUUUCAUGCAAUGGCAAGGAAGAGAUGUAAUUGAGAAGUGAACAGGAUGUUCAUAGCAAACAUUUCGUAUGCUAGAAGUGCUAUUGUUCCUUAUAAUUUUCUUCAAGAAUCACUCUUUCCAUAAUACCACCUAGCAAUAUGUGAAGCUAACAAGGAAUGAAUAUCUAGGACAUGGAAGCCAUGGUUUUUCCCCAUGACCACUGUCCACAGUUGGUGGUUCCUUAACCAGUUCCUGACCAAUCCUUCUCAAGUAUCACAUGGCUGUGAAUGGAGAUGAUAAUUUAACUUCAUUCCUAUAAUUUGGUCAUCUUUUAGAGGACAGCUGAAAGAGCUGGUUUAAUUUUGUAUAUUUCUGUCUGUUGUGAAUGAGUCUUAUAAAGUAUGUUUUGUCACAGCAAAGUUUGGUGCAUGAAGGUGGAAUAUAUUUUACGUCUGUGAAUAUUAGAAAUCUGGAUCAAUUUUACCAUGAAAUUGUUCCAUCUUCAUGGCAUCAGAGGUAACUUGCAGUUCAGUCUGUGAUGAGAUGUGCAUCAUUUUAGGCGAAAAUAAAACAAAACCCAAGAAUAAAAUGCUCAAAUAAACAAUAAAAUUACUGUUGUCUUUACUUUGGUGUGCAGGAUCCAGAUGAAGGUUUCUAAGUUUCCUUGAAACUUGUUCUGUAUUGUCUAUGUCAAUGCUGUUCAGCACAUAUUCACCGUUUAAUAUUUAAGAUUUGGCAUAAUCAAAGAUUGUGGUCUUACACAGCUGGUCAGGCUUGAACAUGUUUAGACGAAGACCAGUCAUGACAUAACAAACCAGCAACACAGUCUACUGCUAACUUAAUGGGUGUAUGGUUUUGUUAUCUAAUGCCAGUCUGUGCAGUGGACUGGAUGGCACAAACUCCAGUAUGUCCACAUGGCAAAUGAGCACUUCAAUUUGCACUUACUUGACACUCAGUAUAUAUGUCUAUGACUACGAAAUGAUACUACAUGCCCAAAUUUAAGUUAGGUCAAAACCCUGUACCUUUUCUGAAACACAUGGGAUACUUCCUAAUUGUAAAUGUACACUAUUAAAUGAGUUUAAUAAG
This is a messenger RNA of Haliotis rubra (blacklip abalone), 4706 nucleotides long. Its product is annotated as ubiquitin carboxyl-terminal hydrolase 7-like. The record is from RefSeq and is a predicted model, not a curated record. Gene Ontology annotation, molecular function: protein binding; cysteine-type endopeptidase activity; cysteine-type deubiquitinase activity. Gene Ontology annotation, cellular component: cytosol; nucleus. The coding region runs from base 202 to 3381 and encodes 1059 amino acids. The transcript is spliced from 32 exons. Gene Ontology annotation, biological process: regulation of protein stability; protein deubiquitination. Lineage: Eukaryota; Metazoa; Mollusca; Gastropoda; Lepetellida; Haliotidae.